AGAAGAGAUAUACAUAAGAAGACUUCUGGUUCUAGGGUUUCAAUAAUUGCUUCUCAGACCGUCGCCUUUUGUUUUCCUCUUCUUCUUCUUCUUCUUCUUCUUCCUGUUUCUUCGAAACUAGGGCUUUCCAGUUUCUAAAUCCGAUCUGUGUUUCGUCCAUUGCGAAUCUGAUUAAAACCAAUUAAUCUGGAAAACAAAAAUUAGCGGUAAUUUGUUUUUCUUUUUGUUUGAAGAUUUGUUUGUAAUGAGAACGAAUAGGAAGCGGUCGAGGAAAUCGAACGGGGUUUCGUGGGCUCCAGGAGCCGAUCUUUGUCAGGUGAGGCUGUUUUCCGCCGAAGAUUGUCCUGCAAAAGUUGGCCUGAAAUGUCAAGAUGAUCUUCAAGCAAAGACAUCCGGGGUUCUGCCUUCGGACCCUACAGGUUAUAAUGAACUGCCCCCGGGGUUUGAACGCGGGUUAGCUGUGAACAAAUCGGGAUUGGAACCUUCUUACGUCCCGCAGGUUCAAUGGAAAUGCCCUCCAAAGUUUGUUCUGAGCCAAACUUGGCUAGUCGCUGCUGGCGAGGAAAGCGAGGAGGUCAAACAUCAAAAGCUGAGGGAGAUGCGAGUGCUGGAAGCAGUUUAUCCCCGGUCUUCUGCCAUUCCUCAUAGCUCUUAUGUUUCUCUGGAGUCAGAAAAUGAAUACUAUGACAAUAGCAGAACUCCAAUUGUCCCGAUAACUCCAAUUGAAGACGAAGAACCUGCAGAUACAGUUACACCAUCUGAUGUUGCACCAUCAGUUAACACCACUACCAUAAGCUCUCCACCACCAUCAUCCUUGUCCCAAGUUUCAUUGCCAUCGGAAUCUCACCCUUCUAAAUGCAAUUCGUCUUUCCUACAAUCCCUUGGCACUUCACAACCGCCAUUAGAAAAACUACCCGACCGAGGUGCUGAUGUACUUGCUGCUACUUCUGCCGCCUUGGCUACAAUCAUGAAGAGCAGCGAGAAGGGAAGCUUGAUUGACACAGAUUUGCUCAUUAAGAUAUUUAGCGACCCGAAAAUGAUCGGGAGAUUGAUGAAUAAUGGACAACCAACAAGUGCACCAAGUGUAUCAACCAAAACUACAGUAAGUGCCUCCAUAUCAGAUUCAAGGACGGUAAGUCCAUCAGUUCCCCUGCCUUCACCUGCACUCGAUUUACAGAGGCCUGUAGAUGAGAAUUCAUUCCAUCCAAACGGCUUAAGAACAACCGUAAAUACAACCCGUCGCCAACAAGAUGCCCCUCAAGUAUCUAGGUUUCAGCAAGUAGUGACACCGCCCGUUUCCAUGUCGACCCCCGAGCCCUUCGUUAGUUUGCCUAGGCUGCCGGAUGGAAACUUGUUUAGCGUACCAAAUCGGGUGAGAUACUUGGUAAAUGCAGCGAGUGUUCAACCGAACACCGCUUUUGCAGUGCAAGAACGCGCACCACCGGUGAAGGAUGUGAACUACUAUAAGAAUCUCAUUAGACAACACGGAGGAGAACAUGAAGAAAAUAAGGAUUGCGUCCUUACACAAAACGGGAAAAAUUAUUUUCACCUUGGUGUUCAAAACUUUAAACUGGGACAAGAGAAACCGAAGAACUCAAAACCCUGCGCGUACUUUAAAACCUCAAAGGGGUGCCGAAAUGGCGCCAAUUGCCCAUACCAGCAUGACGUUUCACUACCUUGGCAAUCUGGCAAAGUAAUGGAGAGCUAUAGAGCAAAGAGAAUGAAACUAAAUGGGGAAAUUAAUGGGGUGAUGUUAGUUUAAGAAUCACUAAGGUGGUUUAUUUUAAGAAUCACUAAGGUGGUAGGUUUUAAUGGAAAAGUAACUAAAAGAUUCGACCUCUUUUUUUUAGAUUUUGUGAAAAAGAGUUUUGGUUUGUAAAUAAUGACCUUUAAAAGAGAAGU
Messenger RNA from Morus notabilis, 1902 nucleotides. RefSeq names its product zinc finger CCCH domain-containing protein 30. Bases 245 to 1762 code for a protein of 505 amino acids. NCBI's taxonomy places the organism in Eukaryota, Viridiplantae, Streptophyta, Magnoliopsida, Rosales, Moraceae. The transcript has 4 exons. The record is from RefSeq and is a predicted model, not a curated record. Gene Ontology annotation, molecular function: metal ion binding.